ACGACUGGGGUUGAGUUGUCUAGAGUUUCGACUCUAACCCGAACAAUUUACUCUGAGUAAGGCUGUGGCUCUGAACGGUCCGAGUCGCUUUUUGGGUUAAAUAAAGCGGCGGGAGGUAUACAAAUAAGUGUAAGAGUUUGGUAUAAAACAGUUAGAAUAGUUUUCUUAUUAUAUCUACUUGACAUUUUAGUCGUCACAUUCUGCCGCUUACAUAAGUUAUGGAUGGCCGAAGAAAUGCCAUUCUUACGGCUAUUUAUGCGAGCAAACAACUGUUCACAUUAUUGUUUAGUGCAACGCUGGAAAGUGAUGACGAGGAGGACGAGUUAGCCGAGGCAUUUUUAUUGGAAGCCCAUUUAAGGCUACGUGGCCCGUCGAGGAAAGCUGUGCGAAUUGAAGGUUAUGUGGAAAACACAGUCCCAAGAUUUAAUACAAAACAGUUCCGUGAAAAUUAUCGAAUGCUGCCUAGCACAUUUGCACUGCUAGAAAAUCGUCUUGGCCCUAUUUUGGCAGGAGAUACUGGUAAUAAACCUUGCAUCCCUGUUCGUACGCAAUUGCUUGCUUCGCUGUGGCUGCUAGCAACACCAGAUUCUUUCAGGUCUGUGGGUCUGAAGCAUAAUCUCGCAAAGUCAUCUGUGAAUGCCAGCAUCCAGCGCGUUGUUGCAGGUCUCAACGACAUGGCAAAAAAUAUCAUUAAGUGGCCAGCAGGAGAUCAUCUUGAUUCUGUGAAACAAAAGUUCCAGCGUCUUUCCAAUAUGCCCGAUGUAAUUGGUGCGAUUGAUGGCUGUAAUAUAAGCAUUGAGGCUCCUAAGGAACACUCACUGCAUUAUAAGACAAGGAAAAGAGAUUAUGCUGUAGUUCUUCAGGCAGUGUGUGAUUCAGAACUGAGGUUUACUGACUGUUUUGCUGGUUACCCUGGUUCAGUGGGUGAUCGACGCAUUUUCCGGAACUCUGACUUGUUUCUGGAUGCAGAGCGUAAUGUGAAUGCUCUCUUCCCAAAUGGUGAAUACAUCAUAGCUGACAAGGCAUACCCUGUGUUGUCAUGGUGCAUUCCUCCCUACAUUGACAAUGGUCACCUAACACGAGCACACAAGCGUUUCAAUACAGUACUGUCGCAGUCAAGACAAGUCGUUGAACGUUCUUUUGCACUGCUGAAGGGAAGAUUUCGACGACUGAAGCAUUUAGAUAUGAAAAGGGUGGACUUAAUUCCAAGUUUUAUUCUUGCUUGUUGUGUGCUGCACAACAUUUGUCUGGAUGGGCUAGAAGAGGACCAAGUAGAAGAAGAUAAUGUUGAUGAUUUUAUUGGGGAAGGUCUUGAAGUAGUAAGGCAACAAGAACGGGAGAAUGAUGAUGAUGAUAAUAACAACAUACGCUUUCAAAAGGGUGAAGCUAAGAGAGCUCACCUUGUGGCCCUUCUCGUAAGAGAUAAUUGACAGAUCGACUGUUUACCUAUAAAUACAGUUGUAACAAGGAUUGUAAUAAAUAAUAUACAAAUGAA
Molecule: messenger RNA, 1495 nt
Organism: Temnothorax curvispinosus
Lineage: Eukaryota; Metazoa; Arthropoda; Insecta; Hymenoptera; Formicidae
Product: protein ANTAGONIST OF LIKE HETEROCHROMATIN PROTEIN 1-like
Exons: 4
Coding region: 219-1430 (403 amino acids)
Source: RefSeq, a predicted model, not a curated record